Messenger RNA from Fomitopsis serialis, 1608 nucleotides. RefSeq lists its product as uncharacterized. The transcript is spliced from 2 exons. NCBI's taxonomy places the organism in Eukaryota, Fungi, Basidiomycota, Agaricomycetes, Polyporales, Fomitopsidaceae. The record is from RefSeq and is a predicted model, not a curated record. Bases 1 to 1608 code for a protein of 535 amino acids.
AUGCAUACUUGCCUACGCAUCGCAGAGAUCUUGGAUGCGAUAUUCGAACAGGUUUCCGACUCACUGCAAAAUGGCGCAAGCCGACAGACAGCGUCGCGCACACUCCUCGCGCUCGGGCUAACAUGCCGCACAAUGAUUGACCCAGCACUCGACCGACUAUGGGAGACUCAAGCCGGCCUGUCGCAGCUAGCACGAACACUGCCCACCGAUUCGUGGGCGCACUUCGGGAAGAGCAUCGUGACCCUCACGCGGCCGCUCGGCCACGAUGACUGGCGGCGGUUCGACUCCUACGCCCUGCGAAUCCGCAACUUCGGCUUUGAGCUCGACGGCACGUCCAACUCCAACGCAUGGCAACCCGUCAACUACGCCGUGCUCGACGCGUUUAGCGCACAUCAUCCCGGUGCACCGCUCCUCCCUCGCCUGCGCCGCCUCCGGCUAACCACCUCCCUGACAAAGUCCAUGCAGUUUAUCGAGCUGCUCCUCACGCCGAGCUUGACGUCGGUGGCGUUUGAUUUUGGUCUGCACUGGCGGCUGCAGGAGGAGCAGGUGUUCGUUGCGGCGGUGCUGGCGGGCGCUGAGAUGCGAUGUCCAGACCUGGAGGAGGUCAUUGUAGAUCGGAUACCGUUUGAGCGGGUCGCCACGUCGUUGCGGGCCCUCGCGUACAUGCUCCCACAGCGUCUCUACACGCCCAGUCUGUGCGGAGAUGACAUCCUCCGUCUCGCAGCGGUCCCGAGGCUCCGCCACGCAGAGUUCCGCAUCUGCGACGUAUUAGACUCGCUCUCGCCCGCCCGCGCGUUACAUCUCGACGCGUUCCGCUCCCUGCGAGUCCUCAGGCUGCACGUCCACUCGCUUGACGUGUCCACCGCGCUUCUCAAGCUCCUCCGCACGCCCUACCUUGAAGCCCUCGGCGUCCACGCGGAAGAGCGCCCCGACACCUCGACCCUCUCCGCCUUCCUCACUGAGCUCCUCGCCAUCGCCUCGCCUAUCAACUUCCGCUCGCUCAGGCUCUUCGACGGCACGGAGGCGACCGCCGAGCUCUACACGGGAGAUCUCCCCGCGUGGUGGAGUGACAGACCGGCCGUCGACGCGCGCGUCCUUGAGCCAUUAUUAUCCCUUGCGAAUAUUCGCGUUGUGGAGAUCAACUUCUCGUUACGGUAUCAGCUGGACGACGAGUUCAUUGCUCGGAUGGCGGCGUCCUGGCCGGCCCUCGAGCACCUGAACAUAGGCACGCUGUAUGGGUGGGGCCGCCCGUCCGGCGUAUCGCUCGCUGGCUUGCGCGAGGUUUCGACACGCUGUCCUCAGUUGCGGUUCUGUGGGAUGGCGCUGAACCUCAUAGAUAUAGACCUCCCCCGCACGGACAGCUUGGGGUGCAACACGCACGUCACGAAACUCUGCAUCGCGGACACGACGGCGACGGAGGACGCGUGCGAGGCGAGCACACCGGUGCUCCUGUCGCUCUUCCCCAACCUCGAGGUUGUUGUUUCUUAUAGCGUACUGUCAUCGGGCGCUCGAGGAGCUUCUGAGGAUCUCAUGAUGCCAGGAGAGGUUGCUUCGCAGCUCACGUCGCGGAUAUCUGCGUUCCGCCGUGCUGUACAUGACGUGCAGUGA